This is a messenger RNA of Tachysurus fulvidraco (yellow catfish), 5465 nucleotides long. RefSeq names its product retinoic acid-induced protein 2. NCBI's taxonomy places the organism in Eukaryota, Metazoa, Chordata, Actinopteri, Siluriformes, Bagridae. Gene Ontology annotation, cellular component: nucleus. The coding region runs from base 524 to 2239 and encodes 571 amino acids. The record is from RefSeq and is a predicted model, not a curated record. Gene Ontology annotation, biological process: animal organ development. The transcript has 2 exons.
AGAGAGAGAGAGCGCUCUGAACCAGGAUUUUAUUCACGGCGUCACAGUUAACGUACGCGCGCGAGCGCCCCACCGGGGAAAGGAGGGGGGAGGGCAGGUCGAGGGUAAUCGCGAGCUCGGCUGCUCGGCUAGCUGUCACACGGCUCUGAGCUCCUUCAUGUCGAUAUCGUGGGGGGAAGCGAUAAAGAAAGCGCGCGCCGGUCAUCUCUUCUGUCGAGAGGAAUAAAAACUACGGUUUAACGCGUGUAUUAACCGUCCAGUCGCGCUGGGUUCGGGAAUGACGCCACCCUAAACGUCGACGCUUUCAUGGGUCUGCGUGGAGAAAACGGAGCGAGCGGUGACGGAAAAAUCCAGAAAUAAUGCGUGUUUAAACGCCAGCUGAGGCUUGACAUCACUCCGGUCUUCAUUCUCGUCGAGUUUAUUCCAAGGGUUGCUCCCCAGAAUUCUCUCUGAAACAUGAAAUAAAUUGUAUGAGCUUUUAUGCUCACGAUACCUGAAGGAGGCUGAAAUAAUAUAGAAGGCGAUGGAGCACCCGUACAAGGACUCGCAUGUAGUAGACAUGGCAAAUCCUCAAGAAGUCUGCAACAGCACAGUGGGUGGAGUGGACAGCAUUGGCAAACUUGAGAAUGAGACCAGUCCAGUAAUCCCCAAUGAGACAUGGAAUGUCAGCUCUCCUACAAUCUCGAAGAGGUCUGUCUCACCUCUGUUGACAAUUCAGGCAGCUCCUGUUGUUGCCCCCAAUACAGAAUCUCCUGGAGGGGUUGCUCUUAAAGUGGCAACCACAGUUCUUCAACCCAUCUGCUUGGGGGAGAGUCCAGUUGUGCUACCUAUCCUAGCAGGCACAGCAGCUGCACAAGUUGGACAGGCUGGCACUACUCCAUACUUGAUGACUAGCCAAGGUCCCCUUUCUCUACCCCUGGUUUUAGAGCAGCAGGUGCUGCAGCACCUGAACCCACAGCUCCUCCAGCAGGCUUCUACUUGCCCAGCACUCUCGCUACAGAACAAUAUGCUGUGCCAGAACCCUUCAAUUGCUCUUGGGCCUCCACCUUCUUUGGACCAGAAAGUUGUUGGUCAGGUUCUAGAUGCAAGUCUGCUUACCCUUCUCCAGAACCCAAAUGUUGCUGCCAUCUUGCAGGAUCUUUUUCCUGGCCAAGUUAAUACCUCUCCUUCUUGUCAUCCAACGACCUCCCCACAGGCAGACCCUUUCUCGUCUGCUUUUCUCCCCCCUCCUCCACUUACACACCCAUAUAGCUCUCCACUUUCCCCACUAGUGCCUCCAGCCACUUUGCUAGUCCCUUAUCCAGUUGUUAUUCCCCUGCCGGUUCCACUUCCAAUCCCAAUUCCCAUUCCAGUCCCAGUCUCAACUUGUAAGGAAACCAAGGUUGAACCCUCUAAACCUGCAUGCACUUCAAGUAAGAGCACUCAGACUUCCACUCAAGAUUUCUGCCCUCCUGUGAUGAUGCUUACCAAGGACAUGGCAGUCCAACAACCACCUCUUCAGUCUAGUUCAUUCCCCGUGGUGACAGAUGGGGAGGUGCUAGACUUGUCCGUCAAGGCCCAUCAACCUCAAUUGCUGCAUAUUGGCAGUUCACAGGAGAUCCAGACUUUGCAGCAAGACAGUGUACUUGAUCUAUCUGUUACCAGUGAUAGGAAGACAUGCAUUCAGUCCUGUAGUGUCUACGGACCACCACCACCAUCUGGCCGACGAGAGAGACCCUGCAUGUCUGGAGAGGAGGUCUGUAAUGGAGCUUUGGCUCUGGGGGUCUUGCGACCAGUAGACUGCACUCCCAAGCUGGACUCCAAAAUCCUCAGUGGUUUAGCAUCACUGGAAUUUAGUCGGCAGCACAAGUGGGUGGUGGACAGUGGCAGCAGUGGUUCAGUCACCAGUUCAGUACAUGACACAACUAUUGGAAGUAGUGGCAACAUUGAAAUAGUUAGCACUUCACAGACAGCCAAGGUGAUUGUAUCUGUGAAGGACGCCAUGCCUGCGAUCUUUUGUGGUAAACUCAAAGGCCUGUCAGGUGUCUCCACAAAGAAUUUCUCUAUCAAGUGUGAUGCCAGUCAAGGGGGUUAUGCUGCCCUGCCUAGGUCCCAGGGGGAGCAGCGGGGAGACCAAAGUGACACAUUUAAAAAAAUCCCCAAAAACCGAGCGAUUAAAUUGAAGAAGGUCAGUUCCCAGGAAAUCCACAUUCUACCCUUAAAGAAGCAGCGUCUGGCUGCCUUUCUGCCUAGGAAAUAGCAAAGACUUUGGUGUUGAUGGUCUGAGCUUGUGGGAUGGCCUGUGGAAUACAGACAUAAUGAAUGAAAUACUGUUCCUACAAAAGCUUAAAGGCUGGAAGGAGGACAUAGAGAUAGAGAAACCGGGAAAGAGGGAGAGCAAGGAAGGAAUUAGGGUUUGUUGAUGCUACAGGCAUUUCUGGCAGAACAAGACUUAGACACUCUAAACUGACCAGGAAUAUUUUGGGCAAUGCUGGUCUUUUCUUGUUGGCCUGGUCAGCAUUUGAUCCAUUCAUUAUAAAGUGAUCAGAGAGAUUGUUAAAUUGGCUGAGGCCACAAGAAAUAAAAUACACAAAGAGCUGAAAAUGACUGAACUACUACUGAACAAAUCACUCGACAAAAAUCAUGCUCCCAAAACUGCUCCUCUGCUAUGCAUUUUGAUUUCGGUCACACAUCCUCAUGAAUUAUUCAUGCCUUCUCUAAUCUAAAUAUCCAUUAAUAUGCAUAAGCUCAGUUCAGAGAUUGUGCCAGCUGCCAAAAUGAAAUCAGUCCUGUGUUUGUCCUGCCGAAUUCAUCUUCCUGUCUGUCUGUUUGACAGUAAGUUCUCAUGCAGGACUCUUCCCCGGGUUUCGUUUCUAAAAUGAAGUUUGUGCGAACAGAUUUUAUUCACUUGGGGUAGUGUGUGACCUCUGUGCUUUGCCCCGUUAACCGGUAAUGGUUGUAUUAAUCAGUGAAUCAGUUAAGCGGAACAUCCGCCUUCGACGGGGGGUGGGGAUAGCGGUUAGCACAGCGGGCUAAUAACGACUUGCCAAAGCAAAAGGUCUCUAUUUCAUUAACUUUGAUGAUCGGCAGAAACGGUUGUCAGUGGCAACAAAGCACAGUUUUCCUCAUUGGUUUCUGGGGGGAGGGUGAGCAGUAAUGGAAAAAUACACACUGCCCACCCAUCUCAAUUAGAACAAAAUAAUCACCGGGGGCUUGCAUAUAACACAGUAAAUGCAAUUUAAGAGGGUUAUUAAUGAUCUUUGUGUGAUUUUUUUUUUUUUUUUUUUUUUCUAGAGAUUUUAUGAGCCCUCUGAAAUGCAGUUCAUGAUUUCAGGCUGUUAUUAUCUACUAGUGUUUGUUAUUGCAACAUGUCUGCUUCUAACAUUGGGUGGGGUGCUUAUUACUGCACCACUGGCUUUUAGUUUUGUUAUACUAAACCCCUAUGAAAAUGACAACUGAUAAAUCAAGUUGUUUGUGUUUCAUAUUGCGCUUUUCCCUUUCCCUGCACAAGCUUUUUACAUCCAGCAUUGUUACUGUGUGUGUUUGUGUGUGUGCUUGUGUAACAAAUCUCAGCUACUCUCCCACAGUCUAGUGAUUGAAAGAAGACAAUUUAUUUACGAUAUUUUGUCCCCUCUCAGGUCCUAAUUCUUUUAUCGUCAGUUGAGCGCUUGCACUUUUUUCCCAUUUCGUUUUUUUUGUUGUUAUUUUGAUCCCGUUAUUAGUAACAUUCCUUUUUCUAGUCCAAUUAAUUUGACAUUACCGAAAUAACUUGUACCUAUAUGAAACUAGUGCUCCAAAUUUCUGUAUUAGAAUUUGUUUACCACAGAAUAACAACCCCCCCCCCCCUCCCCUCCGGUUGACCGGUCUAAACAGCCUCAACAGGUAGAUUAAUCAGACAGCGCCACAUGGUCCUGGUAACAAAUGUGUUUUUUCUGGCUCUAUAAAAAACAAAACAAAAAAAUGUAUUUGUAUUUGUUUUGUUUAAAAUUGUGUAUUUUUUAUUUGGUUUCAAUUCUAAUUUACAACGCUAGCUGUUCUACAGUUGUCCCCAGUUCUAGGGCAUUUUUUUUGGAUGAUGAUGAGGGCUUUGCUGUGCUGAAAUUGACUGUAUUUAAUUCCCCAUAGUGGCUACGUUCACCCUUAUGUGUGUUUGUCCCAGUGCACAUUUUAGUGUUUUCUGCCACCAUUAACCUUUCAAAGGGCUUCAUUAGGCGUUGUGUUGAGUCAGGUGAGUGAAGUGUGUUGAAGGAAACAUUUAAGACGUUACUGAUGUUCAAACGCUUCUGAAGGCAUGAAGGAUAUCAGAAUGAAGCAGUCACAAAGGAGUUGAAGGAAAACUCACCCCCCUGUGCCGGCCCACCCCCACCCUUUAAACUCACAAAACAGGAUCAAUAAAAGCGUCUUGGCUUUUCAUUUCGUCUAGCUUAAAAGGAUUAGCAGAUCUUCAGAUUUGUUCUGCACCGCUCAGAUUCACACAGAACACCAAUUUGGUCAAAACCACAGAAACGCCCAAGGAGCUGAAAAGCUACUAACUAGACGGAACUUCAAAAAGCUGACUGCCCAGCUCAGCAAACCCAUUUUCUCAAAAUUCAGUUCACAAUCUGUAAUUCAAUAUCGUAAAUGAACAGGCUCUCUUUCUAAAGAGUUGUACGUCAGGUUCUUGAAUGCAGAACGUGGUAAUUAUGCCUGCUAAUGUUUUUUUUAUUCCUGUACAGCGAAGGGAGGAUCGCCGGAACUUCGGCUCAUUCAGAGCGUUUUUAUACGCGAAGCGGCUCAGAUCCGAAUCUCUCGUCCACCCGUUCAGGUGUUUAUGAUAAUCUUGAUCCGAAUAUUCUCUGCUCUGCAAUAAGGAUUGAUUGAUUUUAUUUAAAGAUGAAUCCUAGCACAAAAAUAGCUGAAAUGGCCACCAGAGGCAUUAAACAACUAUUUAACAACUAUUUGUUCCCUUGUAUUUGAUUCCUUGAUAAGACACAGUGAUUUUUCUAUAAUGUAUCACAUAAAAUGCUCAUUUCUGUUUUGUAUUUAAAUUCAAACCAAAACUGUCAAAACUCAAGUAGCUGUAGAUCCAUAAUGUGUUAACAACGUGCACCUACGUUGUUAAUUUCAGGGGGGAAACACGCAACCCUUGCACAAAUACUGAAUCCUUUGUGUGUGUGUGUGUGUCUGGGAAACCCCAACUUGAUGAUGUGAACUAAUUCACCAACUCGUCCUUCCUGUUCUAAAAGACUGUACAUGACACUUUGUAGGAGUUUAUUAAAGUAUUCUGUGGGCGAUUUUUAUUUUAUUUUUUUUUUAUUAAAUGUUUUGUAAAUAACUGAGCAAUGUGUUGAGGACUAAAUGAAAAGAAAAGAAAAAAAAGAAGAUGGCCAUGUUUUUAAAUUAUUUAUUUAUUCUUAUUUGUAUCAUUUAAAAUGUGGAAAAGUGUGUAUGUGGAGGGUGCAUUACUUUUAAAAAUGUUACAUUAAAAAUGUCUAUUCACAUCUUAA